UAUUUAGUUAAGCGUUCAUAUAAGAUCAAAGAAAGAAAGAAAAUACAAACCCUAAAUAUAUUGACUGUUCCGCAAGGUAAGAUAGGGAGAACCUGAGAAAUCAUGGCUUUCACACAAGAAGAAGAUGAAGACCUUCACGUGGCUGCCUGGACAUUGAUGCACCUACACCAAGCUCAAGCUCAAUAUCUAAAUCAGUCACCAGAAGAAGACGAUAUAGAUGAUGAGGUUGAGUCGACUCCGUUAUCACAAGUAAGCCAAGCUCAUCAAAAACCGUCUAGGAAGAGGAAAUAUGCUGACAACAAUCAGAAUACGAUGAAAAUAAAUAAGGAGGAGCUCUUUUCAGAAGAAACUCUGAGGCUCAUUCAGGCAUGGUACAGAGAUGACCCUGAUCCACUAGAGAUAUUCCAGGAUGCUGAGGUGACGAGGCGAUUCAGCAAACCGCUAAAGAAGCAGUUGAUGUCGAGCGACGUGGAUAAGGAUCAAUGCAGGCUCUUGUUACCGAGGCAGCUAGUGGAGGAGACGAUGCUUCCUUUUCUAGAAGAAUCAGAGAAUCUGAGCCUGGGGCUUGAUGUUUCGGUGUACGGACCAGACGGGGAAGUUCAACAGAUGAAGUUCAAGAUCUGGAAUGGGGUUAGAACACCUGUUUUAACUUCGGGUUGGAAGGAGUUUGUGGCAAUGUAUGGUCUUGAGAUGACUUCCGAUUUUAUCACUGAUUGGAUGUUUAGGCAUAUAAAGACUCAAAAGAUUUGCUUCGCUAUUGACUAUGUUAGAUUUUCUUUGAUAGAUCCAGUGGGAUGAUCUUGAAGACGGCCUUCUUGAAUCCAAAUUAGGGUUUUGUGUUUUGUUUUUGUGUUUUGGGGUUUUUGUCUCUUUUUUUUUGGGGGGUUAUUUUUAUUUUUAAAAGGUCUUAAUUAGUAAAGGAUUUAUCAGGGUUAUUAACUAGGGUUCUUUAGGGAGUUUGUUUCGCUAUUCAAUCCACGAGGAUCUUAUGAUAAGUCAUAUAAGUAAGAGACGUUAUCAGGUUAGGUGCUAAUACUAAAUUACCAAUAGGAGUCAAGGUGACUGAUGGAUUCAGAUACGUAAUACAAAUCCUAUAAUCAUACAAAGCCAAAUGCUAUGGUAAUCUAUAAAUCAAUAAAACUAAGAAUUUUUUACUAGUGCAUCACAAUAAUUUUACAUGGCUACACAUGCCAAAACGUUCAAUGUCAAACCAUAUGAUACUUUUGAGGUUAAUAUUUAUAGGUUUUGUAUUUUGGU
Molecule: messenger RNA, 1257 nt
Organism: Camelina sativa (false flax)
Lineage: Eukaryota; Viridiplantae; Streptophyta; Magnoliopsida; Brassicales; Brassicaceae
Product: putative B3 domain-containing protein At4g03170
Molecular function (GO): DNA binding
Source: RefSeq, a predicted model, not a curated record